AUGGCGGUGAAGAGCCCCAUCACCCCUGUCAGCCCGGUUUCGCACCGCAGCAGCAGCAUCGGCCUGGCUCUGUUUCCGGAAACUGGUGACUUGCCGCGCUUGCCAGCUCCCGCUGACGACCCGCCUCGUUUGGAGCUGGGUUCCAAGCAGCGCAGGAGUAACAGCCCCCAGCGCCAGCACAGUUUUUUGGAGGUCCUGACCAUGAUCAAGGAGCUGCAGCAGCAUCUCUGCGAAAUCUACGAUGCCGAUGUGGCGCUGCUGUCCUCGAAAAUGUCGGACGAGCCCCUGCCCCUAACAUCUCGCAGCAGCAGCGGGCCGUCCUUGACGAGAGAUCGGACAUGGAGCCUUUAUGCCACCACAGCUACCACGCGUGAGAAAAUGCCUGGGCGGCGCUCCCCAAGGGGACGGAAACGCGCGGUAUCGACUCCAGGACCGUCGGCAUCGGUGAAAGCACCGUCACAGUUCCACGUGGAUGCGCGCUUCAGCUCAAAGGAACCCAAGGCACCGUCACAGUUCCACGUGGAUGCGCGCUUCAGCUCAAAGGAAUCCAAGGCAUGGUCCGUGAGCGAAUUGGCUAGCCAAGCGAUCAUGGCAAAGAAUGACAUGGAGGAGGGUACUGCCUUGGUUCCGUUGGAGCUGCAGGAAAUUCGACAAGAGACCGAGAAUGAAGUGGAGUUUCACAUUGCUGAAGAGUGGGCCAUGGACAAUGAGGACGCGACGCUUUUGUCAAAACGUUACCCUUUUUAA
Cladocopium goreaui is the source of this 747-nucleotide messenger RNA. Lineage: Eukaryota; Dinophyceae; Suessiales; Symbiodiniaceae. The record is from the annotation of a GenBank genome assembly.